This is a messenger RNA of Punica granatum (pomegranate), 1880 nucleotides long. Lineage: Eukaryota; Viridiplantae; Streptophyta; Magnoliopsida; Myrtales; Lythraceae. The record is from RefSeq and is a predicted model, not a curated record.
GGAAGAUCAGAUCUUCCGGUCUAGUAGUCCACGGAUUGAUGUCGAAACUGUGAAAUUCAGCUUCUGCUAUCGAGAUGAAGAUGACAGCAGCAGAUCAUCGCCUUGGAAGCCCUCUGCUCUUGUAUAAUAGAUAUAGUUUUCGCAAUCCUUCCCGACCCCGACCUCCACUAAUGGAGCUUUGGUUCUUCCUUAUGGCAUGUGUGUGUGUCUUGGUGUCUCUCCAUGGGCUCUCUGGCCUUCUGGGAAACAAGAAGCUACCUCCCGGCCCGCCGACAUUCCCCCUGCUGGGAAGCAUCCUAUGGCUUCUCAAGUCCUCGCGGGACUUCUCGAGCAUCGAGCCAGUGCUCCGCCACCUCCGGACCAAGUACGGCCCCAUCGUCCGCCUCCAGAUAGGGUCCCGCCCGUCGAUCUUCAUAAUGAGCCACGAGGCUGCCCACAAGGCCCUUGUCCGCAACCCCACCACCUUUGCCAGCCGCCCCCCACCCUUCGAGUCCCUCAAAGUCAUGUGCAGCGGGCAGCGCACUAUCGGGACAGCUGCGUAUGGCCCCCUCUGGCGGCUCCUGAGACAAAACCUCAUGGCCUUCACCCAUCCGUCGCGCCUCGUGGCCUAUGCGGAUGGACGGAGAUGGGCAGUUCAGGUCCUCAAGAACCGGCUCCUGGCGGAGGCCGUGGGAUCCUCCCUUGGUUCCAUUCCCAUGUACGAUGUUAUCCAGGUAGCGCUAUUCUCCUUGCAGUCUUACAUGUGCUUUGGGGAGAAAUUCGAUGAAGAAAUGGUCCGACAAAUCAUCGAAGUCCAAAGGGCCACGACCAUGAACAUCAAUAAAUUCAUUGUCUUCAAUUUUGUGCCGAGAUUGACGAGGAUCGUGUUCAACAAAAAGUGGAGGAAAAUGCUUCAGAUCCGAAAAGAUCAAGAAGAUGUCAUGCUCCCCCUGAUAAGGUCUCGGAUUGACAGGAAAGACGGGAAGCGAGAGAGCGCCUGUUACAUUGACAGCAUCAUCGAUCUGCAGCUGGCGGACACCAAGUCGAAGCCCACAGAAGGGGAGCUGGUGAGCUUGGCCAUGGAGUUCAUGAUCGCUGGCACGGACACCUCUGUGGGGACGAUGCAGUGGAUCAUGGCCAAUGUGGUGAAGUACCAGGAAGUACAAGAUAGGAUACUAGGAGAAAUCAAUGCGGUGGUUAAACCAGGCCAGGAGAUCGAGGAGGAAGAGAUGGAGAAGAUGCCGUACUUAAAGGCGGUGGUGCUGGAGACGCUGAGGAGGCAUCCUCCGGGGCAUUUCAUACUCCCUCAUGCUGUGACGGAGGACUCGAAGAUUGACGGGUAUGAUAUUACAAAGGAUGCGAUCGUGAACUUCACGGUGGCUGAGAUGGGUCGUGACCCAAAUAUGUGGGCGGACCCGAUGGAGUUUCGGCCUGAGAGGUUCCUGAAGGGGGAUGGGAAGGAAGUGCAGUUCGACAUAAAGAGCGUGAGGGAGAUCAGGAUGAUGCCAUUCGGGGCUGGCAGGAGGAUCUGCCCCGUAAUCGACAUGGCCAUGCUCCACGUCCAGCUGUUUAUUGCAAACAUGGUUCGGGAUUUUGAAUGGAGCCCCGAGGAAGGGAGAGCGCCGGAGGACGUGGAUUUAUCUGAGGUCCAGGAUUUCACCAUGGUCAUGAAGACUCCGCUGAGGGUUCAGAUCAAACCAAGAAGAAUUUAGAUCUAACAAUAGGGUAAUUUUCUCUCUCUUUUUCUUUUUUUUUUUGUUGGGUUUAACUUGGUCGAAUUAUGCUUUUCUUACUUUCAUUAUUUUUUUCGGUGUAUCCCGUGUGCAAGAAGCAGUAAUAAAGGCCAAUGGGGUUCGAAACCGUAUGCUAGCAUUCAUGUUUCAAGAAAAGUGUUAAUAGAA